AUGAAUAAGGAAGGACCAAGAAUUAAUCACUUGGCCUUGGCUGAUGAUACUAUUAUCUUUAGUAGUGGUGCUAGUGCCUCUCUACAGUUGAUCUUUAACACUUUAUCAACUUAUGAAAAGGCAUCUGGCCAGUCUAUCAAUAUGAACAAAAGCUGUUUCUCCUUGGCCCUCAAUGCUUCUUCAAGAUCUAUCAGAAAAGUGGGUAGAAUCUUGAACAUGAGGUAUGAUAAACUUCCCAUGAAAUACCUUGGGUGCCCUAUUUAUGCUGGAAAGAAGAAAAUUGAAUUUUUUUCUGGCAUGGUUACAAAGGUGAUCAACAAGAUCAGAGGUUGUCACCUCAAAUUCCUGAGUUCUGGGGGUAAAGCUAUUCUCAUUAGGCAUGUCCUUCAGGCUCUAAAUGUUCAUACUUGGGCUGUUGUUCACCCUCCCAAAGGAACUAUUGAAUCCAUUGAAACUUAUAUUGCUAGAUUCUUCUAG
This is a messenger RNA of Lycium ferocissimum, 477 nucleotides long. RefSeq lists its product as uncharacterized. The record is from RefSeq and is a predicted model, not a curated record. The coding region runs from base 1 to 477 and encodes 158 amino acids. NCBI's taxonomy places the organism in Eukaryota, Viridiplantae, Streptophyta, Magnoliopsida, Solanales, Solanaceae. The transcript has a single exon.